This is a messenger RNA of Oryza brachyantha (malo sina), 2234 nucleotides long. Its product is annotated as receptor-like cytoplasmic kinase 185. Gene Ontology annotation, molecular function: ATP binding; protein kinase activity. The record is from RefSeq and is a predicted model, not a curated record. Gene Ontology annotation, biological process: protein phosphorylation. The transcript is spliced from 5 exons. NCBI's taxonomy places the organism in Eukaryota, Viridiplantae, Streptophyta, Magnoliopsida, Poales, Poaceae. The coding region runs from base 359 to 1561 and encodes 400 amino acids.
CAGACCCCCUGCAUCCUUCAAAGAUCGGAUUUUGGAAAGGUCCUCCGCCUACCCCAGAUCAGGGAGAGAUCCCCGUGUCGUCUGGUGCGUCGCGCCGCGCCUUCUCUUUAAUCUUUUUGUGCCUCUAGAGUUUGGGGUUCUUGGAUGGGCUGCUUUCCGUGCUUCAGCUCGACCGGCAAGGGGGAGGCAAAGAAGGAAGGUGGCGCUGGUGGUGGCAGUGGGGGCAGCGACCGUAAGGACGACUCGUCAGAUCGCCGUGUCACGCGGGUUGGAUCAGGUGGGCCCUAACACUAGAUCAUCUUCUGCUUUAGAUAAAUCAAACUCACAGGGUGGAUUCGACUCUAGGAAGGAUUCAAUAAUGCCAAGGGACGGGAAUGGUCAGCAUAUUGCAGCACACACUUUCACUUUUCGUGACCUUGCUGCUGCCACUAAGAACUUCAGACAAGAUUGUCUAUUGGGUGAGGGAGGUUUUGGCCGCGUAUAUAAAGGACACUUGGAAAAUGGGCAGGAUGUUGCAGUGAAGCAACUUGAUCGCAAUGGUCUUCAAGGAAAUAGAGAGUUUCUGGUCGAGGUCCUUAUGCUCAGUCUAUUGCACCACGAUAACCUGGUUAACCUAAUUGGAUACUGUGCUGAUGGGGAUCAACGUCUUCUUGUAUAUGAGUUUAUGCCGUUGGGAUCACUUGAGGAUCAUCUGCACGAUAUUCCACCUGAUAAGGAGCCUCUCGAUUGGAAUACACGGAUGAAGAUUGUUGCUGGUGUAGCCAAGGGCUUGGAAUUCUUGCAUGACAAGGCAAAUCCUCCUGUAAUUUAUAGGGAUUUCAAGUCAUCAAACAUUCUUCUUGGUCAAGGAUACCAUCCAAAACUAUCAGACUUUGGCCUGGCAAAACUUGGCCCUGUUGGUGACAAAACUCAUGUUUCAACUCGUGUUAUGGGAACUUAUGGCUACUGUGCCCCAGAAUACGCAAUGACUGGGCAGCUUACUGUUAAAUCUGAUGUGUAUAGUUUUGGUGUUGUGUUCCUUGAACUGAUUACCGGCCGCAAAGCAAUCGACAACACCAAGCCACUUGGAGAGCAAAACCUAGUGGCAUGGGCCCGUCCCCUGUUCAAAGACCGCAAGAAGUUUCCUAAAAUGGCUGAUCCAUUACUUGCGGGCCGUUUUCCUAUGCGGGGGUUGUAUCAGGCAUUAGCUGUUGCCGCAAUGUGUUUGCAAGAGCAAGCUGCCACUAGACCUUUUAUAGGAGAUGUGGUUAUUGCUCUUUCAUAUCUUGCUUCUCAGACAUAUGAUCCAAAUGCACCAGUUCAGCACAGCAGGAGCAAUGCAUCUACCCCAAGGGCCAGACCCCGUGGUGGUGGGAAUGGUGACCAACGGCGUCUCCACUCUCCAGAUUCUGGCUGUGGUUCUGGUCGGCGAUUGGGCUUGGAUAACAUGGACACGAACAGUUCACAGAUGGGCAGUCCAGCUUAUACAGGAAAGAAGAGGGAAUCAUCGCGGGGUACUGUCAGGCCGCGUGCAAUUGCAGAGGCCAAAACAUCGGGGGAGAACUCUAGAGAAAGGAAGUGACCAAUUGAAUGAGUAAAUCUCUGAAGCAAAAGGUUCAGUUCAGUCGUCGUUCUAGGGAAAAAGAUGAGUCACUUGCAGCACCCAACUGGAUCGACUUAAGUAAACGGGCAUUUGCUCCUUCUCGGCUCUGCAGCCUGUGUGAAUAGAACUUUCUCUUCUUUCUUUUUUUCCUUUUCCUAGGGACAUAAUCACCACUGCUUCAGUUUCUCUCGUCCAUAAAAAUAGUAUCGCUGCAUCACCAUUGACGCGCCUAUUCCUGGCGUCCAUUCCUCGUGAUUGAUCAUGCAAAUUUGCCUUUUAUCAUCAUCAUGAAGACGAACACCGUCUAGCUGGAAAUGUAGGUAGAAAGCAAAAGGAGAAAUAUGCUCUAGAGCUAUCAACUGGGUAUCUCAUGUUGGUGUUACAUGAUGAGUGUCAGCGGCUGCACCAUUGUUUCUGAGUGUAGAGCUUUAUAUGAAGUCUGCAUACCGAGGGAUGUGUUGUUCUUUUUUUGUUCUCUCUUUUUUUUUCAAUGGUUUGUACCUAUAGGGGUACGGCAUUUUACCUGUGUUUUUCAUACAUCUGUCAUUUGACAUUUUUAUGUUAUCAGUUGUUUUAUCUCUAGCAGUAAGCUGUUCUUCAUUGCAUCUAAGCUGUGUCUUUUUUGGCUAUGGUGCUUCCGGUAUAAACUAUU